UCAAAUAUAACGGCUAGAUAUCCCGCUCCACCCUUACUACUUCAAACUCCCUCUCUAUCGUCGUCUAUCGCUAACUCGGCGGAGACAACACAGAGGCAAGCACACAAGGCCACAUCUCAUUCGACUGGCGUAGAGAAGAUAUUCACAGCAAAGAAAUGGCGUCGAACAUCGGAAUGAUGGACUCUGCUUACUUCAUCGGGAGAUCUGAGAUCCUCUCAGUCGAAGAGGCUUGUACCGGUGCAGUUCACUGCCAACUUAUGGAUGCCGCUCAUCCAGGGAUGGUGCCGAUGCACAAGGUCAAUUUCGAUGCCAAGAACGAGUACGAGAUGAUCCAGAACUACAAGGUCCUUCAAGAUAUCUUCAACAAACUCAAAAUCACCAAGCACAUUGAAGUGACCAAACUGGUGAAAGGAAGGCCUCUGGAUAACCUGGAGUUCAUGCAGUGGAUGAAGCGCUAUUGUGACUCUGUCAGUGGAGGCGCUACACACGGUUACAAUGCUCUGGAGAGAAGAGAGGCCUGCAAGGGUGGAAGAGAAGCGAACAAGAAAUCUGCUGCACCGCAACCUUCUGCCAAGACUGCAGCAGCUUCCACCAAGCAUGCCCCUCACAAUGGUCGCAGGAAUGAUGUAACCAAUACAAGCUGUGCCACAAAUCCUUCUGGAAAGACCUCUAGACCUUCUUCAAGCGGAGGCCGCCCUGUCUACUCUGAAACAGAAAAGGCUGCACAUGUAAAACAGAUCACAGAGUUGAAAUUAUCUAUAGAUAGUCUUGAGAAGGAGAGAGACUUCUACUUUGCAAAGCUGAGGGAUAUUGAAAUUGUUUGCCAGUGCCCUGAGAUUGAAAAUCUACCAGUCGUUGAAGCGAUUAAAAGAAUAUUAUAUGCUACAGACAGCGAUGAAUCAAUCGUUGUAGAAGCUCAAGCCAUGAUCUCUCAGCAACAGCAAGUGGAGCCAGCAGAUGACAACAUACCUGAAGAAGAACCAGACAACAAGCAGAAAGUUGAGAAUCAGAAGCGAAAAAUUAUCAUCAAUUCCGAUGUUGAUGUUGCUGCCAGCAUCACCUUGUCUCCCAGGCAAAAGUUCGCUGAUGCUUCCGAUGUCCAUUGCAGCGGAUCACCCCUCGUGACUUACUGAUCAUCUUCUACUUGUUUCAAUUCAUGAAUGAUAUAUAGAUUCUGCAACUUCCUUUUGUUAUUUUUUAUUGUGCUGGGGAAUACUUUACCAAUGUUGCACCCUGGGGGUGAACAGUAUAGACUACAAAAUUUUAUGAAUAGUGUACAAUUUCCUAUUA
Molecule: messenger RNA, 1290 nt
Organism: Ipomoea nil (Japanese morning glory)
Lineage: Eukaryota; Viridiplantae; Streptophyta; Magnoliopsida; Solanales; Convolvulaceae
Product: microtubule-associated protein RP/EB family member 1C
Exons: 7
Coding region: 156-1133 (325 amino acids)
Biological process (GO): protein localization to microtubule plus-end; spindle assembly; thigmotropism
Cellular component (GO): microtubule organizing center; spindle midzone; cytoplasmic microtubule
Molecular function (GO): microtubule plus-end binding
Source: RefSeq, a predicted model, not a curated record